Molecule: messenger RNA, 3225 nt
Organism: Brassicogethes aeneus
Lineage: Eukaryota; Metazoa; Arthropoda; Insecta; Coleoptera; Nitidulidae
Source: the annotation of a GenBank genome assembly
AUGGACUCGUUAGCUGCCGAUUUAGCCAUACAAGCGAUUUUAGGACGAGAGACCGACUUCGUAGGCGGAAUAGACAAUGUGGAUUUUUCUCAACUGGACGACUACAUUUACAGCGACACUUCGCAAGGGAACGCCUCGUAUUUCGGGGAAUCACUGAACACUGCGCCGAGCAACCCUGGCAAGAUACUCAUCGUUGAAAGCAAAAGAAACAACAAUGGCCACUCUUUGCCCGAGAGCCCGCCGGACAGCAGCUCCGAGCACCCGUACAGCCCUGAGCACGGCUGCGAGCCGCCGCUCGCCCCCUACACCGCGAUAGCGGCGGCGGCGGUCGGGGGCGGGCCCCAGAACGUCUACAAACCGGCGGCGGCGCUGAUCAACUCAAUCAUCCCCAACGGGCUCAUAUCGCUGAACCCGCACCUCGUGGUCGACCAAGGCGCCGGCGGCGGCGGCGAGGGGCUGCUCGAGGGGGGCGGCAUGCUGGGCGACGUCGGCGCCGCCCAUCUGCAGGACGCGCAAGCUCUGAUGGCCGACGGAAGGAUUAUUUUGACCGAAGCUGCCUUAGACGAAAACAACCGGCAAAUCCUGCUGGCGUCGCAGGACGCCAACCAGAACUUCGAACGGUACAAAACGGAGGAUUACGACAAAACCAGCAUAGUUCACCUCGCCUACCAGCAGCACCAGCAACAACAGCAACUGGAACCUCUGCCGGCGAGAACGAACUUGGAGGACCCGUCUAGCAUCGAAAGCAUCCACGCGACCGUCUACACGAACCUGCAGACCGCGCGCAAAAAGCGCAAGCUGAGCCAGGAGUCGCCGCUGGUGAAAAGCGAGCCCGAGCACCUCGGUCAGAGUCAGCUGAGUCCGGGCGAUCAGCUGGCCGGUUCCGUGGACGAGGAGUACGCCUCGUCCGAGGCGUGCCUUUCCGAGUCGCAGUACCAGUGCAUCCGGUUCAAUUCGUUCCAGCAGAACGGCUGGCACGUGCUGUGCGAUCAGAAUUUGACCGAGUUGCCCACCCCACAUUACAGAGUCGACGCCGAUAAGGGAUUCAAUUUUUCGAACGCAGACGAUGCUUUUGUGUGUCAGAAAAAGAAUCACUUCCAAAUCACUUGUCAAGUCCGUUUGUUCGGCGACGCACAAUUCGUGAAAACCCCCGACGGUUUCCAGAAAAUUUCCAGCUUCCACAUUCACUUUUACGGCGUGAAACACGACUGCCCCACGCAGACGAUCAGGGUGGAACAAAGUCAAAGCGACCGAAGCAAAAAACCUUUCCACCCGGUACCUAUUCAAAAAUGGCAAUUUAAUAGGAUCGAAUUGAUUAAUUCUCAAGUGGUUAAGCUAACAGUCGGGAGGCUCCAUUUUAGCGAGACUACCUCGAAUAAUAUGCGAAAAAAGGGAAAACCGAACCCGGAACAAAGAUACUUUCAACUAGUGGUUGGUUUACACGCCCACACUAGCACGGGAAAUUUUGCCAUCGUUAGUCAUGCCAGUCAGAAAAUUAUCGUCAGGGCUUCAAACCCAGGUCAAUUCGAGAGUGACAUUGAGUUGUGCUGGCAGAAAGGACAAACUCAAGACUCGAUUUUCCACAACGGGCGAGUCGGUGUUAACACUGAUCGACCCGACGAAUCUCUAGUGGUCCACGGUAACAUCAAAAUCACCGGUCACAUAAUUCAGCCCAGCGACAUCAGAGCCAAAAAAAACAUCGUGGAAUGCAACACGGCAGAACAGUUGAAGAACGUGCAGAGAAUUAGAGUGGUCAAGUAUGAGUACGAGCCGGCGCUGGCCUCGCAACUGAGCAGAGACAGCGAAUGCUCGGACACCGGAGUCAUUGCGCAGGAAGUGGCCGAAAUUUUACCGGAAGCUGUCAAACCUGCGGGCGACUUGAUCUUGGAGAAUGGCACUUCGAUUCGCGACUUUUUGGUCGUCAACAAGGAACGCAUUUUUAUGGAGAAUAUAGGCGCGGUCAAAGAGUUGUGCAAAGUGACGGACAACUUGGAGACCAGAAUUGAUCAGUUGGAGAGGAUCAACAGGCGUUUGAACAAUUUGAAGCGUAGCGACAGUUUCAAGUCAAACAGCACAGUGAGCAGUUCAAAAUUGUCGUUUUCGCACAAAUGUCCCAAACAUCACGUUUGCAAGAAGGAGGAGGAAUUCUGCUCCAACAAGUUUAUACAAAUCGUUAUCGUAGUUUUAGUUUUGAUCAUGGCUUUUUGUCUUGCCGCAAUAACGACGCUGUACCUGAUGGAGGCGGCGCGCUACUCGCGCCAGUACCUCCAACCGAGCGUGGACGUCGGCGGCGGCGGCGUCGGCCAACGCGCGCCGCCGACCAAACGGCCGCCGAAGACGCCGCCGUCGCGUUCCACCUCCUCGAUGGCGGCGUGGCGGCCCACCUCGCCCGUCACCGCCCGCUCCAGGGCCGCCAAAGACGGCGGCGGCGGCGGCGCGUUGGAGGGGGGAGGGGGCGGCGGCCCGAAGACGCCCGUCGAUCCGACGCUCAUCAGGAGCGGCGCCGACGUCGGCCGGCCCGCCGACUGCUACGACGAGAACAUGGAGACAAGUCUGCCCUGUCAGACAUACUGCUGCGCCAGCUCGCAGAUAGUCGCUCCGCCGGACUUGACUCCGUUCGAGAAAAAGUCGGCGUUAAACAAAAACCGCACAACGUUGCCGUUGAUCAACUCGGACAAGAACAAAGUGUCGAAGCCGUUCCAUUCGAACGACAUCGACAAGCAAGUGCGGCAACGCCGCGAGGCGUUCGACGAAAACGACGAUUCCAACGCCUUCUUCGUUAAAGAUGAACACCAAUCAUUCGAUAUAACAAUACAAGGGAGAAACUUUAAUACGACGUUAUUAAAUACUUACCAUUCAAACUACUACAAUUUUACAUACCUGGUUCCUAUCUCGAAGUUUAUGCCUGAUGAGUUUGUAAACUUAAUGUUUAGGUCGACGCAGGCGAACGUUAAAGAGAUCGAGUACUGUCACAACGACUACAAGCAGUACGAGUGUCUGUACGAGAAGGAGCGCAGCACGCACAAAGUGAACGAGUACAAUCCGAGUCAGUUUUUGAGCUUGCAGAGCACCGUGUUCAAGGUGGAUAUGCGCGACUUUCGCUACAAAUCGCUCACCUACAGGGCAUCGCUCAAACAAACCCAGAACACUUGUAAAUUGUCUUCAGUGAAGUUGGGGUUGGAGUUUAUCGAAUAUAAUUUUAUUUUCUACAGACACUGUGAUUAA